AUGGAAGAAUUCCAGGCUUCAGAGGAAACUUCUUUUGUGGUUGACGAAGUGAGCAACAUUGUCAAAGAGGCCAUUGAAAGUGCCAUUGGUGGUAAUGCCUACCAGCACAGCACAGUCAAUCAGUGGACUACAAAUGUUGUAGAGCAAACCUUAAGCCAACUCACCGAGCUGGGGAACUCAUUCAAAUACAUCUUGCUGUGUAAUUAUGCAUAAGAAUGGCGCUGGAUUACACACAGCAAGUUCCUGCUUCUGGGACAGCUCCACUGA
Molecule: messenger RNA, 267 nt
Organism: Perognathus longimembris pacificus (Pacific pocket mouse)
Lineage: Eukaryota; Metazoa; Chordata; Mammalia; Rodentia; Heteromyidae
Product: dynein light chain Tctex-type 1-like
Biological process (GO): microtubule-based movement
Cellular component (GO): cytoplasm; cytoplasmic dynein complex
Molecular function (GO): dynein intermediate chain binding
Source: RefSeq, a predicted model, not a curated record